CCCACUAUUUUUAGUCCCUUUGAUUACCUAAGCAUAAUCCACUCCUCCUCUUUUGACCCUUUUCACUUUUCCCACAUAUACAUACAUACAUACAUACACAUGUCCUGUAUCUACACCCUUCACAUACCUAUAUGCAAAAAAGAGACUUAAUUUCCCAUUAAAGAGGGAACUAAACCACUGCCAUUUAAACGCUUUUUAGAGAGAGAAAGUCAUGCUUCUUCUGUUGUUAUUGUUCUGAUAAGCAAACAAAUUUAAAGUGCAUGACCAUUCUACCUCAAUAGCUUUUCUAACCUACUAUCUUCUCAGAAAUUAAAUAAAAAGGGUCAAAGAUUGCAUCAUUUUGGUUUUCUUUUUCCUGUGAUUAUUAUGGCUGUUCAAGCACAGUUUUUCUCUGAUCCUCCUUAUCAGAAUUAUUAUUAUAACAACAACAACAACAACAACAACAUGGGCUUCUCUCAAGACUGGCCCUUUAUGUCUGGAUUUGGGGAUCACAACAACAAACCCAUCUCUUCUUCUUCUCUUUCUCAAUAUCAACAACAACAAGAUCAAACAUUUCAAGAUUCUCAAAAGAUUAUGAAUUCUCAUCAUAAUCUUGUUUCAUCUUCAAUCUCUAGGAUGAAUGGUUUUCAGGGUUUGUCUUCUGAGCUUGAGAGGCAGAGGUUAGAGAUGGACUAUUUUCUUCAUUUUCAGAAUGAGAAACUAAAGGCUGUAUUAAACGAAGAAACAAGAAAAAGAGAGAUGAUCAUGAUGCACAAUUACGAAUCAAAGAUGAAGGCAAUACUAGAUACAAAAGAAGAAGCUUUAAACACAGCAAAAAUGAGAACGAAAGAGCUUCAAAACUAUCUAUCAAUGGCUGAAAAAGAAGCCAACAAUUGGGAAAGAAAAGCAAUGGAGACUGAGGUCAUGAUGACAGAACUCCACACAAAGCUAAAACAGGCAAGAGCAAGAAGCCAUGAAGAUGCGGAAUCAGUAUGUGGAGGAGGUAAUGAUGAUCAUGAAGAAGAAGAGCAAGAAAGACAAAAGAGGAUGGUGUGCAAGGUGUGUCACGUGAGAAGGUCGUGCGUGCUAAUGUUGCCUUGCAGGCAUCUCUGUUGCUGCAGUGGUUGUGAAGGUCUACUGAUGUUUUGUCCUGUUUGUGAAAGUGUAAAAAACGGAAGCUUGGAGGUUUUCUUUGGGCUAGGAGGGUAGAAUGGUCAGAAAGAAAGAAAGAAAGGAAAAAGUUAAAAAAUGGGGUUGGGGGUUGUUUCUUUUCUGGGAUCUUUGUUAUCAAAAAGAUUUUUUUGGCAGUACUAUUAGUGGUAAAGAUCCAAAAUGGUUAUGGCUAUGAUGGGAAAAUGUAAAAAAAACAAAAAACAAAAUUGGUGUUUGUAAAGAAUCUUUAUUGUGUUGUUACCUUGACCCCCUCUA
Molecule: messenger RNA, 1407 nt
Organism: Helianthus annuus (common sunflower)
Lineage: Eukaryota; Viridiplantae; Streptophyta; Magnoliopsida; Asterales; Asteraceae
Product: probable BOI-related E3 ubiquitin-protein ligase 2
Exons: 2
Coding region: 367-1188 (273 amino acids)
Molecular function (GO): ubiquitin-protein transferase activity
Source: RefSeq, a predicted model, not a curated record